AUCCCUAUAGAUGUUGUAGUUACUGAUGCCUAUUCUUACCAAGCUAUUGUUGGCAAUGACUGGUUAUCUAAAGUCAAUGCUAAAAUAGAUUGGAAAGAACAACUAUAUGCUCACUCUGAAAUUGAAAAUGGACAAAGAGAUGAAGAAAAAUAUAUAAAAAUUGGAGAAAACAAAGAAGAAAUAAAAUUUAAAGAAAACAAAGUAACAAUUUUAAAGGAAGAAGAUGAACUUAAAGAAAGUGUAAGCAUAAACCCUAAAGAAAAUGAAAUCCUUGAUAGUGAUGAAAUUAUGGAUGUUAAUAACUUUUACCUUGAAAAAAAUUCCUUCCGUGAAAUAACAAACAAUGCCUCUCAUGGCUAUGGUAACACCAAUUUCGAAAUUGCUGAAAUGAUCAUCAAAGAGAAUAACAAUUUACUUGAAGGCUUUGAUUUGGACCUUUCCCCCAAGGAAAAGACUCCCCAGAGUUCAGAAACUUGCAAAGCUUCCCUUGAUAUACCUUUACCAAGAAACCUUUCAAAA
Diversispora eburnea is the source of this 519-nucleotide messenger RNA. The record is from the annotation of a GenBank genome assembly. Lineage: Eukaryota; Fungi; Glomeromycota; Glomeromycetes; Diversisporales; Diversisporaceae.